Molecule: messenger RNA, 9765 nt
Organism: Mercenaria mercenaria
Lineage: Eukaryota; Metazoa; Mollusca; Bivalvia; Venerida; Veneridae
Product: serine-rich adhesin for platelets-like
Exons: 2
Coding region: 1-9765 (3254 amino acids)
Source: RefSeq, a predicted model, not a curated record
AUGCAAGUUGAACUACUUGGUGAAGGACCAGCUAAGUUUGCUACUGGAAAACAAGUAAUUAAAAGAAAAUUAGACAGUCUAAAACAGUUGUCAAAUAAGAAGCAAAGAACACCAGGAAGGUUCAGAAGUCCAAGGGACACUACUGCUGAUAAAUCAAGUUUUACCUCAAUAGAUUCUGACUUUGAUCCUCUCUAUGUGUCUAGUCCAGGACAGAAGGUUGCUGGAUUUGAGGACAAAUCUCCAAGGAAAUACCAUAAAGAUUUAGGCAGGUCUUCAGGAAGUGGUAAUAAUUCCACAGACAAAAAGAAAAAUGAUAGAGAGGAUAAAGAAAGGCACCGGAGAAGGAGAAGUAAAUCUGUUGAUAAAGAAAAAAGCGACAGAAGUAAAAAAUAUGAUGAAAGAGAUAAAAUAAGACGAUCCUUGCAAACUCGAAGCCCCAAAAGAAAUAGCAAAUAUGAAAGUGAAACAUCUAGUCCAGAUAAAAGGCACAGUAGGUCAGAACAUGUGUCCAAAAGCAAACAAACUCUUGCAAAAUAUGUAGUAAGUGAUGAAAUAGAUAAGGACAGAAAGAAUUUUGAUGAUAGAGAUAGGUUAAGAAGUGAAAGACACAGAGAAAAUGAAAGUGAAAAAAGAAAAAGAAAGAAACAAAGUGAUGAAAAAGUGCAUGAAGAUGACAGCGGUAGAUCUGGUGCGAAAAUUACUUUAAAGCAUAAUGGUGAUGAGAAUGAAGACUAUGUAGUAUCAGGUACAAAAGACUCAGGGAAAGAAACGAAUGUUAAAAUAGAUCUCAGAGAAAAAUUAAGACUGAAAAGGUUGGCAUGUGACAAAAAAUCAGAUUCACUACAGACUAGUGAUAAAGAUCAGCCAUCAUUAACCACCUCCUCAAAAAGAAAUGCACAAGAUCAAGUCAAUGCAUUGCAGUUAAAAACUGUUCAUGAUUUAAAUGUUUUAACUUGCUAUAGCGCAUCUUCCAGUUCUGUUUCCAAUUCUAAAGAAAAUGAGCAUAGAAGAAAGGGAAUAGUAAAAGGAAAAGAGGACUUAAAUGCAGAAAAAGAGUUUCUUGAAAAAUUAAAGAUAUCAAUCAAAAAGAGUGAUAGCUGUGCAAGUAAGACUUCAAAUGAUACGCGUUCAGGCAAGAACAAGAAUAAAGAUAGUAAGGUGAAAAAUGAAAAACAUUUAUCUCGAGACAUUGUAAGUUAUUCAGAUGUGAGCCAUGAAGUUUCUGAUGCUGAAAGCAUCACAGAUGUUGAUAAAACAAUUUCUAGUGAAAAAUAUUUUACAGCUUCAGUACUUUCUAGUCAUAAAUCUGCAUUUGAAACACCGGAUCUAAGUGAAAUGAACGAAACAUUAAAUGAAGAAUCAUGCGGUGUAUUUUCAAAUUCUGAUGUUGAUAUGGAGAGUGAUAACGUAUCUAAAGAUGAUAAUGCUGUCAUGGGCAACAUUGAAAAUACAUCUGUCAACAAGUCAAAUGACACGGAAGUUGAUGCUGAAUCUGUAGAUGAAAACAAAUCAAAAACUAUUCUGCCAAGGAAAAAUGACCACGUAAAUGUUGUUAAUAACGUAGACUCUGAAUUUAACAGGAAGGCAAUUCCAAAUACUGUCAUGAAUAAAGGUGCAAAACAUCAAAACAGUUACAGAGAAAAGGCUGCAAACAUUUCACAAACAGAAAUUUUGGAGAAAGCUUUAACCAGUGCUGUUACGCAGAAUGAUAAAAGAGAAUGUUUUGAACAUGAAGAAACAAUUGUUGAAAAUUCUGUCGAAAGGAAUAGUAGUCCAAGAAAAAAACAUAAAAACGUAGAAGCUGGAAAAAAUGAACUUGUAUGUGUUAAUAUUCUGGACAAAGAAAUUGAAGCAAUGGAAAUACAAUCCACUAUGAAUGAAGACAUUGGUGGAAAUAACUGUAAAUUGCAAGCAGUUGCCAAAAGAAAAACAGAAAGUGAAGUACAUCAAAAAUGUUUGAAUGAUGAGAAAGAAUAUGGUAAUGAAGGUUUUGGUGACACUGUUAAUACUAAUUCUGAAAUGUCAAGCUCGGCAAAAAAGAAAGUGUCACCUGACACUGCCAGAAGGAGAUCAGCAAGGCUUUUGUCUAAAUCAGAAUCCUUACUCGAUACUGGUAAUUUUAGUGUGAAUACUGAUAAUGUCUGUGAUGCUGAAGUUGUAACUCAAAAAAGGUCAGAGGAAAAUGAUUCUGUAAAUAACACUUCAAGUGCUGGUGAAACUGAACCAGAAAUUAGCACAACUGAAAAUAAUUGUGUCAGAAAGUUGCAACGUUCAGACUCGAAGAAGGGAAAAAAGAAGCGAGUACGUAGAUGUGUUACAUCAGAGACUAUUUCAUGUGUAACAUCUGUAUCAGACAGUGCUUCAGACAUUUUCAAUGGUAUCGGUGAUGAAACAGAAGAAUUGAAUAAUAGUACUGAUGAUGCAGAUACAUCAGAAGACACUUUUAGUUCUGAAAGCAGUGGUAAAUUACAGAAUCUUGUGUGCACAGAUGAAAAUUGUACAAUCAGAAUGAGACAUUUACAUCCAAAAUCUGCUGAUAAAAAGUUAAUAUCACCUGUGUUACAGAACGAAAAGCAACCAAGUACAGAUGGAGAAAUAGACAAAAAUUUGAAAGAAGGGGUAUUAUACAAUACACAUUGUGUGGAAAUGGAAAACACUGACUCUGAUAAGUUAGAAAGUGAUUAUGGUAAUGAACUGUUAAAAUCUGUCAAUCUAGACACUGAAUUAAAAAAUAUACAUGCAAGAACUACCAACAAAGCAAGAAAAGGGACAAUAGAACUUACAGCUGAAGAAAGUGCCGGUGGAAGAAGUAUUAGUUCAUCUUCUAGUAUUUCUGGGUCCAGUUCAUCUUCUAGCUCAUCAGGCAGUGGAUCAUCUUCAGGUAGUUCAGACUCAGAAUCAGAAUCAGAAUUCUCAGGCAUGGAACAAGAAAAUAUUGCAGCAAAAGGUAAUACUAAAACUUCAGAAAAUGCUCCUGCAGAAGUUAUUGAAAAUACUGAAACUGGCAAACAUGUAGAAGACAGAAAUAUGGAGUCUGAUAUGCCUGCUGUAACAACUACAGAUAAGAAGCAACACGAAAACGAUAAUAAUUGCAGAAAUUUUACUACUCUACAGACAGUGAAAAUAUGUGAUAAUUUUAAUGCAAAUAAACAAGAGUUGCAACUUGCCAAUGAAGAUAUAAAUCAGUUAGGUACUAAAGAGGAUAAUGUAAAAGAGGGUGAAGUAGAGGAACCAGUUGAAAUGGAUGUUACUUCUGAGCCAGAAAGUAUGGACAUAGGUUGUAACAGGCAUAGUACUGAAUGUGACCAGGGAAAACUUGCAGAUGAACAUGUGUCUAGUAGUCAAGUAAGCUUAGCUAAUGGAAAUGAGGACAUUUCUGGUCAUAAUGUAAGCUCAGCUUUUUUUCCAAAUGAAAAGAAUCAGACUGCUGAAUCAUCUGUCAAAGAGAAUGUUGAAAUUAAUAGACCAGUUGUUACUGACAUUAAGAAUAAAGGGAUUCCAUAUGGAAAUGACACUGAAUUAUCCAAAGAAACUGUAAAAGAAGAUUAUAAAGUCGGAAGUGGUUUGAAAGACAAAAGAGAAUUUGAAAAUAUUCAGAGUUCAACUGUAAAUGGUAGGAAAUGUAACAAUAAUGAGAAAGACAAAACUUCAGAAGUGGUGAAUGAAUUAGCUGCAGAAGAACAGAACGACUUACCCGAUUCUGGAAAUAGUAAAGAUUCAGGAAUGAAAGUGAGUUACAAUAAAAAUGUUACAUCAGAAAAUGAAUCUGAAGGAAGUUUUGGUUCAAAUAUCAUGUCAGAGAGGACUGAUUCUUUGCAGUCAGGAGAUGAAUCAGAAGAUUCAGACGAUUCAUCAGGCAGUUCUUAUACGGGUGAAAGUACAUACUCAACAUCAGAUGAAAGUGGAACUGGCUCCUCUUGGGAAACUUAUAGUUCAGAUUCAGAUUCUGAAGAAGAAGGUGCAAUAAAAGAACAUUUUGUAGAUAAAAAUGGAAUAGGUAACAAAAAUGAAAGUCAAACAAGAGGUUCUCAAAGUGUUGAAGUGAAAUCGGAUACAAUUUGCAUUGAGAAAGAAGAUGUACACAAUAAAGAGAAUUCAUCAAUUGAAAGUAUGUGUGUCAACCAGAAUGAAAAAUUGUCAACAGUUGAAGUUAGACAAGAAAAUGAUUCAAAUAGGGAAAUUCAUCAACAAAAUGAAAUAGUACCAUGCAAUGAAAUGCAAAUGGAAGUUGAUGAAUCUGAGAAAAACAUGAGUCAAGCUACCUGUUCCAUGGAAACAUCUGAUUCCACAAAAUGCAGUAGUAAUCCUACUAUCAGUUCAAGUUCAUUGAAAAAUACAUCAUAUGGACAAGAAAAAGUAACCUCUUUGUCACAGUUAAAGACACCAGAAACUGUAAAAACUACAAAAAAUGUACCAGGACCUUCACCAGACAGGUCUAAUUUAUUACAGUGUUUGUUGAACUGUGUACAGAAGGAGUUUAAAGGUAAAGAGUCUAUGCUUGAUGCAACUGCUGCUGAGCAACAGAAAAUUGAUCCUGAUAUACAUGAAAAUUCCAAAACUACUGAAAGUAGUGAAGUAAGUUGUUCAGCACAUGUUGUAAACAAUAUGGAAAUGGUCAGUGCAAAUUCAGGUGCGAAAACUGAAUCUUGCCAAAUGAUAAACACUGGUUCUGAAAAUUGCUUAGCAAUUGAAAACAAGGAAGAAGUAACAAGUGAGAAAUCAAAGGAAAUUUCUGGUGUAUCUUCAGAUUCAGAUAAAAAAGAACAGGAGGAAAUGAUAGUAGAUACUGAACAUGGAGAAAAUAUCUUUGGUAACAAUUUAUCAGUAUCAUCUGAUGAGUCUGACUCGGGAGAAUCAAGUUCAGGAUCAAAUACACAUCCAACUGAUUGCUCAACUUGUUCAUCUUACUCAGGAUCCUCGACUGAAAGUGGUAGUGACACAGAAAGUGAUGUGGAUUGUAGAAAAGAAAAAGGAAUUACUGAUACUAAUAAAGACCAAAAUGUAGUGAAAGGGAAUAAAGAUGUUGGAAAUUUAAAAUGCCAGGAAGUGACAGUUCAAAGUGAUAUUUCUGAAAUUAAAGAUUGUACUGAAAUGAGUAAUGAAAUUGAAAAAAAUUCGGUGGUCAGAAAUGAGAAAGCAAAUGGAAUUGUGAAUGAUAUAACUGGGGAAACAUUAAGUAUAAAACCUUGCUCAGACAACCCAUAUUGGAUUGCAGAUGAGUUACCAUCAUUUUUACUGCCUGAAGAUUCAUCUGAAAGCGCUAAUGAAAACAAAGGAAAAGAAAGUAAGGAGUUACCAGCAAAGUCAUCACCAGUAACUGAAGGUUCUACGCCAGUUACUCCUGCUGUGAAAUUUACAAAUCUUAGUCCUAAUAAAAAUAAAGGCUUAAGUGCUGAUCAUAAAGCUGUGUCCUGUCUUCAGCCUACCACAGGAAAGAAAACCACUGCUUUAGGAGUUAUUUCCUCAGUAGUACAAGUUGAAAAGCUGCCUAUUGCUGAGUCUAAAAUGAGCAAAACUGCAGAAACAACUGUGCCUAAGUCUGAAGACGUAGGGCAUUCUAAGGAAAUUACUAAAUUUGAAAAUAAAUCAGAAAAUUUGUCUGAUAAUGUGACAAGCAAUUCAAGUCACAAAAGUCAAUCAGUUCCAUUAGAAGGAACAAAGAAAUCUUCAUCAAAGUCAAGUGCAAAGGUGGUGAGGCCAGCAGAAACAAACGGAAGUAAUAAAAAGAAACAGGAAAAUGAUAAAACAUCUAGUGAGUUGGGAGAUAAAGAAAGAAAUGUGAAAUCUAAAGGGCAGCAGAAAAAAGAUAAAAAAGAGGAAAGAGAUAAUUUGACGAGUAGGAAAGUUCAGAAAGAAAAGGCAGAGGAAAACAAAGAAAAGGUUGGAACUAAGGAAAACAAAGAAAAGGCUAAUGCUAAAGGAAAGAAAGAACAAGCUAAGGAAAAGAAAGAACAGGUUACAGAAAACAAACAAAAGGCUAAGGGAAACAAACAAAAGAUUGAGGCUAAGGAAAAGAAAGAAAGGGCUGUGGCUAAGGGAAAAAAUGAACUGGCUAAGACAAAGAAAGAACAGGCUAUGGAAAACAAAGAAAAGGCUAAUGAAAACAAAGAAAAGACUGAAGCUAAGGAAACAAGAGAAAAGAAUGUGACUAAGGAAAACAAAGAAAAGGUUGGGGCUAAGGAAAGUGUUAAUAAUCUGUUAAGGAGAAGUCCUAGAAAAAAGCCGUCACAGUUAUCAGUUGUAGAUUCUAGAACCAAUCAAACUUGUAGAGUUGAAAAGAAGAACACAUCUGAAUCAAUAUCUGAAAGAACAAGUCCAAAGAAAAGAAAAGAUGAUCAGAAAAUGAAUGUCAUGAAGACUAGUAUCAGAAGCAGAGACAAAAAGUUGGUUGAUAAAAAGGGGUAUGCUAGUAAAUCAGAAAGUUAUAUUGACAAACAAAAACAGAUUGAUAAAGAAUGUGUAGUUCUUCUUUGUAGAAGUUCAUCAGAUGUGCAAGAAGAAACUGUUGAUAUAUCAAGGAACAUUUCUUGUAAUAACAAAGAAGUCAAAACAAAUGAAAAUAAACAUGAUGAAAUAGAGACCAGUGUUAAAGUUACGAAGAAAAAUCCAGUUGAAUGUUUGCUUGAAGAAAAAAUAAAGAAAAAUUCAGAAACAGCAUCUGUUGGUAUUAAGAAGACUUCUAAAGGAGAGGGAAGUAAUUCUAAACAGUUGUGUAAAGAGAAAGAUAGUAAUUUAGCUAAGUGUCAUUUCCGUGAUACUACAAGAGAACUGUCAGAAAAAAUAAUGAAAUUGAAAGUUGAGCAGAACAUGCUGAAAAAAGAGCUUGCAGAAAAGCAAAGACGGGAGAAUGAUUCAUUGAAAUUGAAAAUAACAAUACCAAAACCAUAUGAUAUAAGAUCAAGUAAGGAAACUAAAGAAAAUAUGAUGAAGGGCAAAGUUCCUGUUCCAGGUUGUAGUAAGUCUGGAAAAACUCUGCCACUCAGAGUUGCUACAGCAACAAAUGGACAUGAUGAUUUGAAAAGUAAAAGUGGUGUAACAAAGACAGGAGCUUUGAACCGGAAUGAAAAUUUGACAUUUGAAGAAAAGUUGAGUGAUUAUGAAGGACAUUUAAGUAAGUCAAAAUCAGUAAGUAAAAUGGCAAAGAAGAGUGUUGUGGACCCCUCACUGUCUUUAACAGUUCAAACAGCAUCGCUGAAAACAUUCACAAUACCAAAGGUGAUUGGUGAUAGGAACUGUCAUAAUGAAAGAAAAAAGGAUGCUAGAGUUCCGAAAAGUAAAAGUGAGUCAUCGGUACCCAGAAAAACCAGCUCAUACAUGAGCAGUACAAGUGGGAAAAGACAUGUUGAAAGUAAGACUAGUAGCAGUGCAAGAAAUAAAAAUAGCACCUCAAAGUCUGAUACUGGCAAAAGUAAAAUACAGCAAAUGAAACCCAAUAAAAGGUAUAUAAUUAGUGACUCUGAAUCAAGUAUGUCCAACACAGAUAGUGAAAGUGAAUCAGAUUCUGGUAAAUCAGAAGAUAGUGAUGCUAUUGUAAAAGCUAUAUUUGGCAGUAGUGAUUCGUCGGGAAAUAGCAAGAAAUCGGUAACACUUGCUGAUUUACGUCAAACAAGGAGUAGUGAAGACACUGAGGACAUUGUCAAAGACACGUCACAAGACAAUACAAUAAAACCAAAUGGAAAUGAAGGUAUUAACAAGGAUAAAGAAUUUGAAACACACCCUGAUAGUGAAAAGCCAGAGAAAAGCAAGAAUAAGGAUAUAGGAAGGCAAAACUGUAAAACAUCAGUUGAUGGCACUAAAGAAAGCAAAAGUAUCCAAUCACUUCAUAGUAAAUGUUCCGAGAGGAGAGACAAGACAAAAGAUAUCAUUAAAUGCCACAAGAAAGUUAAUACAAAAACAGGUCACUCACUUCAGGAUGAGAAUGUAAAACAAAACCCUAUUAGUAAGAAAUCAGACAAAACAAAAGGGAAAGAAAAAACUGAUUCUUCAAAUAAUGACCAUGGUUUAAGAAAAUCACCAAGAAUCAAAGCUGGGCAAAGUCUUUACAAAAUGCUUUCAAAGAUGAGUGAAAAUCAAGAUUUAAGAGAUAAAUGUAGUGUUCAAGAAUUGAGAAGGUCAUGUAGAACUCCGACAAAGUCGGAGAAGGUAAGAAGCAAUAGUAAAAAUGAAGUUAGAUAUUUUGAAAUAUCAGACAAAAACCCUAUUCUGAGUAAAAUUGUCAGCCCAAAGAAGCCAAAACUUAACAUUCAUAUUGAUAAAGGUUCACACCACUCUAGCAGGAGUGAUAGUAAUUCCAGUGAUCUGAAAAAACAUACACAAAAUAAAACUCAAAAAGAAAACAAGGGAGUUCCGAUUUUACUUUUGGAGGAGAACACAAUGGAUGGUAUAGAUUACCAUGAUGAUGUCACACUUGACAUAGACAUUGGCAAUCAUGCAACUGAAAAUGAUGUAGAGGAAGGAGAACACAGUAAGGAUGAUUCAGGUGGAAACUCUGAUACUGAUCAAAGUGUUGAAGAAGGGGAACUUAGUGAUUCAGAAGAAGAUGAUGAAAUUGACUCUUCGGAACAUAGAAAAACUAGAGAAGUUGUUGAUAAAUCCAUUGAAGUUACACCUGAAAAGCAGAAAAUAACAUCAAAUAAAGACAGUGCAAGUAGAAGUAAAAUCAGUCCAGUAAAAUUUCUGGUAUCACCUGAAAAACAGUCUAGUUAUGAUGGUGAAUCAUCUUGUAAAUGUAGUAAGAGAGACUGCAUUCAUUCACGACUUAAUAUCAGUGACUGGAAAAGAAGGAAAAGAUAUAGAAGUGAUUCUGAUUCAUGUAGUGAUAGCAGUUUAUCCAGGCAAAAAAUCAGAAUUCGGCAUGAGCACACAUCGGUCAGAAAAAGAUCUAGAUCUCAUGAUAGAAUAGAUAGUCCAGAUACAAGGAGACGCGACAAGGCGGACCGAAAAUUACCAGUACGCUCACAUAGAAGAUCACCACCCAGACAAAAACAGCAUUCAAGAUCCAGGUCAGCCUCCCCAUUAAAAAGAAGGCGAAAGAGAUCUAGAUCUCUGUCACCUGCAAAAUCAAGAUUUGUUAGGAAAGAAAGAGAAGUACAGAAAUCAAGACACCGAUACAGAAAUGAAUCAGAUGUUGAGUCCCCAAGGUUAAAUAGAAGAUACAGAACUAGUUCAAAAGAACGUUCACCAAGUACAGGCAGAUCUUAUCAUAGAAGAGAUAGAUCCCGCAGAGGAAGUAGUUCAGGAAGUGCCACAGAUUUUCCAAGAAAGAGAUCCAUUCGGAAAAAAUACCACUCAGAUAAAACUGAUGAAGAUUUGUCCUCUGACAAGUGUAAAGAGAAAGAAACAGAUCAAAAAUGUUUAUCUGAUAACACUUAUGAUGAAAGUAGUGAUGAAGAAAAUGAAAGGUUUUCAAAAUUGAAAUCAGAAAAGUCGAGAGGAAAUCGAAAGGAGAGACAUCCUCAUGAAAAAUCAAAUAGGUCAGAAAGUGGAAGAAUCAGACACAGUGAUAGAAAACAUUCUCAUGUAAGUUCAGGAUAUAAUGAUAGAGGAAGACAUAGGUCAAGAUCAUUGACUCCUGUUCGUAGACGUAAGCGUUUUAGGUCGGAAUCAGGAUCUGAAGUUGAGUCAGACAGAGUUGAAGUUACUGGCAAGAAAAGUGUUGGGAAAAAAUGUGAGAAUACUGAAAGUCCCAGACAUAAAAGAUCAAGAACUGGCAACAGUUGCACAGACAGUUCAAAUGAAAACUUUGAUAAGUCAAGGAAAAGAUAG